Molecule: messenger RNA, 5273 nt
Organism: Mastomys coucha (southern multimammate mouse)
Lineage: Eukaryota; Metazoa; Chordata; Mammalia; Rodentia; Muridae
Gene: Pacs2
Product: phosphofurin acidic cluster sorting protein 2
Exons: 25
Coding region: 56-2809 (917 amino acids)
Biological process (GO): protein localization to plasma membrane
Molecular function (GO): transmembrane transporter binding
Source: RefSeq, a predicted model, not a curated record
CGCUCCCGCGGCCCGGCGCAGCCCCAGGCCGCCGAGGGACGGCGGGGCCGGCGCCAUGGCCGAGCGGGGCCGCCUCGGCCUGCCCGGCGCGCCCGGAGCGCUCAACACUCCGGUGCCCAUGAACCUGUUUGCCACCUGGGAGGUGGACGGCUCCAGUCCCAGCUGCGUGCCCAGGUUGUGCAGCCUGACCCUGAAGAAGCUGGCAGUGCUCCGGGAACUGGAAAAGGAACUCCUAUCUGUGGUGAUUGCUGUCAAGAUGCAGGGUUCCAAACGAGUCUUGAGAUCACAUGAAAUUGUGCUGCCUCCUAGUGGACAAGUGGAAACUGACCUGGCUCUGACCUUCUCUCUCCAAUACCCCCAUUUCCUCAAGAGAGAGGGCAACAAACUACAGAUCAUGCUGCAGCGCAGAAAGCGGUACAAGAACAGGACGAUGCUGGGUUACAAAACGCUGGCUGCAGGGUCUAUCAACAUGGCUGAGGUGAUGCAGCACCCCUCUGAGGGUGGCCAGGUUCUGAGCCUCUGCAGCAGCAUCAAAGAGGCCUCUGUCAAGGUGGCUGAGAUCUGGAUCGUCUCUCUGUCCAGCCAGCCCAUCGACCAUGAGGAUAGUGCAAUGCAGGCUGGCCCCAAGGCCAAGUCCACAGAUAACUACUCUGAGGAGGAGUAUGAGAGCUUUUCCUCUGAGCAAGAAGCCAGUGACGAUGCUGUACAAGGGCAGGAUCUUGACGAGGAUGACUUUGAUGUGGGAAAACCCAAGAAGCAGCGGCGCUCGAUAGUAAGAACGACGUCCAUGACCAGGCAACAGAACUUCAAGCAGAAGGUGGUGGCACUACUGCGCAGGUUUAAGGUGUCAGAGGAGGUCUUAGAUUCGGAGCAGGACCCUGCAGAACAUGUUCCUGAGGUGGAGGAGGACCUGGAUCUUCUCUAUGACACACUGGACGUGGAGAACCCCAGCGACAGUGGCCCUGACAUGGAUGAUGAUGACAGUGUCCUUAGCACCCCCAAGCCCAAGCUCAGGCCUUACUUCGAAGGCCUGUCUCACUCCAGCUCACAGACAGAGAUAGGGAGCAUCCACAGUGCCCGGAGCCACAGGGAGCCUCCAAGCCCGGCUGAUGUACCUGAGAAGACGAGGUCCCUGGGAGGCAAGCAGCUCAGCGACAGCAUCUCUGACACGGUGGCCUUUAGUACACCAGCCCCCCGGGAACCGCCAGGGCAACCUGAGGACAGCCCAGAGGCUGAGACCUCGACCUUAGACGUGUUCACCGAGAAGCUGCCUCCCAGUGGAAGAAUCAUCAAGACUGAGUCACUUGUCAUCCCCUCCACCAGGUCAGAAUCAAAGCCAGCUGGCCGCCGGGGCCGGAGCACAUCGCUGAAGGAGCGACAGCCAGCUCGGCCACAGAAUGAACGGGCCAACAGCCUAGACAAUGAGCGCUGUCCAGACACGAGGAGCCAACUGCAGAUUCCCAGGAAAACUGUGUAUGACCAACUGAACCACAUCCUCAUCUCUGAUGACCAACUCCCAGAGAAUAUCAUUCUCGUCAACACCUCUGACUGGCAGGGACAGUUCCUCUCAGAUGUCCUGCAGAAGCACACGCUUCCAGUGGUGUGCACAUGUUCUGCUGCUGACGUGCAGGCUGCCUUCAGCACCAUCGUCUCUCGGAUACAGCGAUACUGCAACUGCAAUUCUCAGCCACCGACCCCUGUGAAGAUUGCCGUGGCAGGAGCGCAGCAUUACCUCAGCGCCAUCCUGCGGCUCUUCGUGGAGCAGUUGUCUCACAAGACACCUGACUGGCUCGGCUACAUGCGCUUCCUCAUCAUCCCACUGGGCUCUCACCCUGUGGCCAGGUACCUGGGCUCUGUGGACUACCGCUACAACAACUUCUUCCAGGAUCUGGCCUGGAGAGACCUGUUCAACAAACUGGAAGCCCAGAGCAGUGUGCAGGACACACCAGAUAUCGUGUCACGCAUCACCCAGUACAUCUCAGGAGCCAACUGUGCUCACCAGCUCCCCAUCGCAGAGGCCAUGCUGACCUACAAGCAGAAGAGCCCUGAUGAAGAAUCCUCCCAGAGGUUCAUUCCCUUUGUCGGGAAGCUUGGCAGCAGCAGGGCCACAGGAGUAAAGAUCAGCUCCAAGGUUGUGAAGGUUGGAAUUGUGGAGCCAUCUUCAGCCACAUCAGGAGACUCUGACGACGCAGCUCCCUCAGGCUCCAGUGUACUCUCUUCUACCCCACCGUCUGCAUCUACAUCUCCUGCAGCCAAGGAGGCUUCGCCUACCCCUCCCUCCUCCCCUUCAGUGAGUGGAGGCCUGUCCUCCCCCAGCCAGGGUGGCGGCGCCGAGCUCAUGGGGCUGCAGGUGGACUACUGGACAGCGGCACAGCCUGCGGACAGGAAGAGAGACGCCGAGAAGAAGGACAUGCUCACCACCAAAAACACGCUCAAGUGCACUUUCCGCUCCCUCCAGGUCAGCAGGCUGCCCAGCAGUGGUGAGGCUGCAGCCACACCCACCAUGUCCAUGACUGUGGUCACCAAGGAGAAGAACAAGAAGGUGAUGUUUUUGCCCAAGAAAACAAAGGACAAGGACGUGGAAUCCAAAAGCCAGUGCAUUGAAGGCAUCAGCCGGCUGAUCUGCACAGCUAAGCACCAACAGAACAUGCUUCGGGGCAGGCAGAUGGUCAGGUGGCCCUCUCCCACAGUCCUCAUCGACGGCGUGGAAUGCAGUGAUGUCAAGUUCUUCCAGCUGGCUGCCCAGUGGUCUUCCCAUGUGAAGCACUUCCCUAUCUGCAUCUUUGGACACUCCAAGGCCACCUUCUAGCCCCACUCACGGAAGGGCUGACACUGGACAGUGACUCUGUGUCAGCCAUUGAUGGAUGGAGGAUGUAUUUCUGUUAACACGUGGUUACUACAGAGACAGACUCUUAAAAACACAAAGAAACAGUCUUAAGUAUGAAUGUGCUCAUAGCCCAGCUAGCUCUCUGUGGGCCACUGAGUAACUUUGCUCAGCUUAUUAACCAGAAUAUGUGGGCAAGUGAAAAGGCUGGUAAGAAAGGAGGUCAGCUCUGGUCCCAUGAAAGCCCAGACCACAAGCAAGAAGUGUUCUUGCCUUUGUAUCCUGCCCUUUGCUGAAGUCGGGAGUAGGGAGCACAGGGAGCUUUGGAGUUUAGUGGCCAGAAGCUGAAGCUCAAGGGCAUGUUUGGUCUCCUAGCAUGAGAUGUCAGUCCCUGGCACCCCAUGUGUGGUUCCCAGUAAACCCCAGCCUCAUGGCAGAGGUUUUAUAGUAGCAGAUCUUUCUAGUGCUCUCAAAUACAUUUGACAACGUAGCUGCCAAGCAGAUGUUGCUCUUGUGAAGUCCCCUUGCUUGGGGCAGAGCCAGCAGGAGCUGCAUCCCCACCCUACCCCUGUGGCUCCCAUUCCAGAGGCACCUCUAGGCUUCUGCUGCUCAGAUCAGGUGGGCCUUUCAAGUGUCCCAGUGUUCACCAUGUGGGAUCUGAAUUGAGAAUCAAGGUUGUAAACUGGAAACAGACACCUAGAGGGGUGUGUGUGUGUGUGUGUGUGUGUGUGUGUGUGUGUGUGUGUUAUGUAGCCAGUGAAGGCUCCAGCAGGCUGGUCUGACUACAAAGGCCACCUCCCUUACAAGACUGGGUCUAGCCAAGCCAAGCUCCUCAUAGCUACCUAGAUCCCAUUCUUGGUGGCCUACCGCACAGGCCAUCCUGGCUGAACAUGCCCCAGCAGACUUAUGAAGGGGUCACUGCCUCAGUCCUGAUUUUCUCAAGAACCCUUUCUCCCCAAGGUAUCUGAUUAGAAGAGUGCCAGUCGCCUUGGAAGCUAGAGCUCUCCCAGGGACUCUGGUGGUCCAUCUGGGAGCUCUGAAGCUUGGUGUCUCGACCUUGAAACCUUCCUAAGAGUAUGCUCAGAAAAUUGCCGAGAGCAGGACAGGUUGAGUUUGAGGACUACUCGCCCUUCCUGGGAUGAAAGAUGCAGUUUUUUAUUUACUUCCUUCCCCUGCCUUGACUUGCUGAACAGGAUCCAUUUGUCCUAGAUAAUAGGGCCCCAGGUCCCUGGGUAUAGGGCUUCUUAGUGGAACUCCUGGUGAGGUAUUCUCUGAAAAGUUCCUGUGUUGAGUCAGGCCACUGUAAUCCUUGGAGCCUAAGAGCCUAGUUUACCUGCCCCUUGUGUUUUUUCCCAAAGGUCAACCUUCAUAUGAAACAUUUGACCUAGAUUUCUAGCCUUGAGGCCACAGGGAGUUCAAGCUCUUGCCUGAGGGCAGCAGCCCCUUUUCAGAGCCCUCCCCUGUACAUGCUUCUUGAUUGGUUCCAGGGGGUCUGUCUGACUUUAAGUACACAAGAGGAGGGUGUAGGCAGAGCCUCUGUCCAGCAGCUGGCCCAAGGUGGAGUCAGGAAAUCCUAGCACCUGAGCAUCAUACACCCACCACCAUAGCAGUGCUUGGUGCAGACCUAGACAGCAGUCCUCCCUGUGCCUCGCUUCCCCCAUUGGUUAAAGAGAGAUGGUCCAUUUUCCUUGCCUACCUCAUGGAGCUGUAAUGAGGAUUCAUGGAGAAGCACUUUGUCCCUUUGAAGGAUGACUGCAAAGCCCCCCUGACAGGCAGUGCAGUGGUAAGAACAGCAGAGUGUGUUUGCAUCCCAACAGGCUUAGCUCUGAGGCAUCACCCUUAGAGCCUGCCAAUCUUAGAGGUAUCAGGCAACACUAUCAGGCAGCACUAGUUGCCAUUGCUCAUUGCUGUCAGUUGGGGGCCCUGCCUCUGCCUUCAGGUUGGUUCCUGCCACCCUCUGAGUACGCAGCUCAGUAUCACUGUAUAGGUACCAGAGCUUGGGAGGGGGAGGCUCAGCCCUCGUGCAGUGGCCUGCCCUAGCCUUAUCCUGCAAGCCUCACUUCUUCCUCUAGCCUCCAUCUCAAAUGAAUUCCGCAUAAAAACAUCCUGGCACUUCUCCCCAGGGCCAGGGUACUGGACCCUCACUUGCUCCCUAAACCCCUAUGCCCUUCAGAGACUGCUCUGUCCUGGAAGGGGGCCAGCAGAAGCUGACAGCCUUGCGUGAGGAUGACUCCGUCCGCUUCUGCAGACUGCCCAGCGCGCUGUCACUGAUUUCUAGAGUGUGUAUGUGUUGCUAGUUUUGUUUUGUUUUUGUUUUUUAAUAAAAAGCAGGAUUCAUGUAAAUAGCUUUUUGGGGAGCAGAUACUGAUCUGUCCCAUGCGACCAUGUGGACGAUUUCAAGGUGCUGAAGCGACACUAAUAAACUGACGGCGCUCAGGCCGCCCACUGC